AUGGCGGAGCUUGCCGGCGAUGGAGGAGCUUACAAGUGGGAGGAGGCGGAGCUUGCCGGCGAUGGCACGGUCGUGGGCGGCUCCGGCGAGGUCACCGCGGGAAUCGCGGAUAUAGCACCAGUUUGUGAAGGUGCUGUUCAGCACAUUGCCUCAAAAAGAUUUGAGAUUGGAGGAAUUGAUUUGACAAAGCUGCUUGCUCAGGAACUUCAUAAGUCCAAUCCUCUAGUAAAUAUUGAUUUUUCUGAGGUUGAAAAAUUGAAGGAGCGGUAUUCAUGCUGUGCAGAGGACCAAACUGCCUUUGAAAAGACUCAGAAUUCAUGCCAGAGGGAAACCCACACCCUUCCAGAUGGACAGGUGAUAACAAUAGAAAGGGAAAGAUACAUUGUUGGAGAAGCUCUAUUUCAACCUUCUAUUUUAGGUCUAGAGGAGUAUGGUAUUGUUGAGCAGCUAGUCCGUUGCAUAUCAACUGUUUCAUCGGAAAACCAUCGUCAACUUCUCGAAAAUACUGUGCUGUGUGGGGGUACAACUUUUAUGACUGGUUUUGAGGAGCGUUUCCAGAAAGAAUCUGAUCUUUGUUCUUCAUCCAUUCGGCCUUCUCUUGUCAAGCCUCCAGAGUACAUGCCAGAGAAUUUACUCAAGAAUUCAGCAUGGAUGGGGGGUGCUAUACUUGCUAAAGUAGUGUUCCCCCAAAAUCAGCAUAUCACCAAGGGUGAAUAUGAUGAGAUGGGCCCCGCAAUUGUUCAUAAGAAGUGCUUCUGAUGUCUGGGUACGUUACUGUUGUAUCCUCUCCUGCUUCAUCUCGCCUAACCUUGUCUUUGCAGUGUGUGAACCGACCAUUGCUUAGGUUUAACUUGUAUGGUGGUGUAUCAGUGUAUUCCUGCAAAUCUUGAGGUUAAAUGAGACGGUUAUACAUAUUAUGCAGGUGAUUCCUAGAAAAAGAAGAGGUUUGUAUUGUUAAGACUAAUUAGCUUCGCUGGUUUCUUUGUAUUUGUGUAACUUAACGUGACAAUACCUAAUUAUAUCAUGUUAAUCCAAUAUACUUAUGUUGUAUAAUUGAA
Asparagus officinalis (garden asparagus) is the source of this 1058-nucleotide messenger RNA. RefSeq names its product actin-related protein 7-like. The record is from RefSeq and is a predicted model, not a curated record. The coding region runs from base 1 to 759 and encodes 252 amino acids. The transcript is spliced from 5 exons. NCBI's taxonomy places the organism in Eukaryota, Viridiplantae, Streptophyta, Magnoliopsida, Asparagales, Asparagaceae. Gene Ontology annotation, cellular component: nucleus. Gene Ontology annotation, biological process: anatomical structure morphogenesis.